Messenger RNA from Rhizopus microsporus ATCC 52813, 1905 nucleotides. RefSeq lists its product as uncharacterized. Gene Ontology annotation, cellular component: cytosol. Gene Ontology annotation, molecular function: NADPH-hemoprotein reductase activity; FMN binding; flavin adenine dinucleotide binding. NCBI's taxonomy places the organism in Eukaryota, Fungi, Mucoromycota, Mucoromycetes, Mucorales, Rhizopodaceae. The transcript is spliced from 2 exons. The annotation marks the transcript as partial. The record is from RefSeq and is a predicted model, not a curated record.
CAAACAGGAACAGCUGAAGAUUUCGCAUCUCGUCUCGCAAAGGAGUGUACACAGAAAUAUGGCGUGAGCUCCAUGACGGCUGAUAUCGAACAGUUCGAUUUGAGCUACCUUGAUUCAGUUCCCGAAGAUUGUUUGGUCUUUUUUGUCAUGGCUACUUACGGUGAAGGUGAACCGACAGAUAACGCUGUUGACUUUUGGGAGCUCUUGUCGGAUGAAGCACCUACGUUCUCUCAAGAUGAAGGUGACGAGCAACCAUUGAAGAAUCUUCGAUACGUUGCCUUUGGUCUCGGCAAUAAGACCUACGAACAUUAUAACGAAGUGAUCAGAAAAGUCGAUCAAAGAUUACUGCAGUUGGGUGCAAAGAGAAUCGGUCAGCGUGGAGAAGGUGAUGAUGAUGGCACGCUUGAAGAGGAUUUCUUGGCUUGGCAAGAAGAGAUGUGGCCUGUGUUUUGUGAGGCCCUGGGUGUGGAUGAAAGUAACGCUUCGUCUGGACCAAGACAGGAGACAUUCAAGGUAGAUGAAUUGAGUGUCUAUGAUCAAGCAAAGGUAUAUCUUGGUGAAAUUGGUGAAUGGCUUAAAGAAGGAUCAACUGCCAUCUAUGACGCUAAGCGUCCCUAUAGUGCACCCAUUACGUCAAAGGACCUCUUUAAAGGAGGCGAUAGACACUGUCUUCAUAUUGAAAUUGAUAUUUCUGGCACUAACUUAUCCUAUCAGACCGGUGAUCAUGUUGCCAUCUGGCCAACCAACAAUGAAGUCGAAGUGAAGCGUCUUGCCAGACUCUUAGGCUUACAAGACAAGUUAGAUACGGUCAUCCAUGUCGAAGCCUUGGACCCGGCUGCAUCCAAGAAACACCCAUUCCCUGUACCUACGACCUACCGUGCCGUCUUUCGUCACUACCUUGACAUCUGUGCAGCCGUUCCUCGUCAGGUGUUGAUGUCAUUGAUUGAAUACGCACCCACAGAGCAAUCGAAGGAAGCACUUCGCAAACUGGCUACGGAUAAGGAUGAAUAUCGCAUUCGAGUUGGCGAUGUCACUCGUAAUUUGGGUGAGGUACUCCAAAUGUUGGCCGAACAGGAGUCUUUACCCUUAGAAGGCGCAUUCUCCUCUGUACCAUUCGAUCUCGUGAUUGAAAGUAUCUCUCGUCUUCAACCUCGUUACUAUUCCAUCUCUUCCUCAUCAAAAGAAAGCCCCAAGACGAUUGCUGUCACAGCUGUUACGCUUCAGUAUACCCCAGAGCACGGAUCACCACGUACGGUCUAUGGUGUGAAUACAAACUAUCUCUGGCGCUUACACGAAGCUAUCAACGGAUUGACCCCUGAUACCGGCAUUCCGGAAUACUUCUUGCCCGGACCUCGUGAUUCUUUGUUCAAUCAUGACACCAAGAUGGCCCGUGUGCCUGUUCAUGUUCGUCGAUCUCAAUUCAAGCUGCCUAGAAACCCCACGGUACCUGUGAUCAUGGUCGGACCUGGUACGGGUGUUGCUCCCUUCCGUGGAUUUGUUCGAGAGCGUGUGCUUCAAAAGAAAGAAAACAAGCCAGUAGGACCUACGAUCUUGUUCUUUGGAUGCAGAAAUAGAGCAGAAGAUUUCCUUUACCAAGAAGAAUGGCCUGAACUGUUUAAAGUCUUGGGUGAGCCCUCUCGUCUGAUCACAGCAUUCUCUCGAGAAACCGAAAAGAAGGUCUAUGUUCAACACCGCUUGAUGGAACACGGCCAGGAAAUGUGGGCCUUGCUUGAGAAAGGAGCCUACAUUUAUGUCUGUGGUGAUGCCAAAAACAUGGCUCGUGACGUGAAUCAGACCUUUGUACGUUUUGCACAAGAGUUUGGUGGAAUGAACGAAACCAAGGCACUGGAUUAUGUAAAGAAUUUGAGAAGCACAGGUAGAUACCAAGAAGAUGUUUGGAGCUAA